Zonotrichia leucophrys gambelii is the source of this 2153-nucleotide messenger RNA. RefSeq names its product leucine rich repeat, Ig-like and transmembrane domains 1 (gene LRIT1). The transcript has 4 exons. NCBI's taxonomy places the organism in Eukaryota, Metazoa, Chordata, Aves, Passeriformes, Passerellidae. The record is from RefSeq and is a predicted model, not a curated record. Gene Ontology annotation, cellular component: endoplasmic reticulum membrane. Bases 237 to 2117 code for a protein of 626 amino acids. Gene Ontology annotation, molecular function: protein binding.
AGGAAGAAAUGCCGUUAGUGGUUCCGGGAAGCAAUAAGCACCUUCAUGAAAAUAACUCAAGUCCCCAUCCUUAAUCCCUGCCUAUCCUUUUUUAUCUGAUGGACUCAGCGAGGGCUGGAAGAUCACAGUGUGGCUGAAAACAAAAGGGAGUUAACAAGAUGUGACCGGCCGAUGGACAGAACAAUAGGCGAAGCCCUGCACGCAGCCUAGCCCAGGUGUGCCCAUGCCCAGGUGCCAUGCGGCUGGCGGUGACUCUGCUGUGCUGCUGGGCGCUGGCGGGGCUGCCCCGCGCCGCCGGCUCCUGCCCCUCGCAGUGCAGCUGCGCCUUCCACAGCCUCGGCGACGGCACCAAGGCCAGGACAGUGCUGUGUAAUGACCCAGAGAUGACCCUCCCUCCUGUGAACAUCCCUGUUGAUACAAGCAAGCUUCGGAUAGAAAAGACAGCGAUCCGCAGGGUGCCAGGAGAGGCUUUCCACCUGCUCCACAACCUGGAGUACCUCUGGAUGCCCUAUAACUCCCUGGGCAGCCUCAGCAGCAUCACCUUCAAGGGCCUUCGUCGUCUGCAGGAGCUGAGGCUGGAUGGGAACAACCUGAUCUCAUUCCCCUGGGAGAGCCUGGCUGGCAUGCCCCAGCUGAGGCUCCUGGAUUUGCACAACAACGAACUCACCUCAGUCCCCCCAGAUGCUGCUCGUUAUGUCAGGAACAUCACAUACCUGGAUCUGUCCAGCAAUAAGCUGAUGACUCUUCCUCAGGCUCUCAUUGCCACCUGGGCCAACCUCCAGGCUGUUCCCUACUUCCCCAAUGACAACUCCAAGAUCAUCCUAGGUUUGCAAGACAAUCCUUGGGUGUGUGACUGCAGUCUGUACGAAAUGGUGCAUUUCCUAAAUUUCCAGUCUCCUAACAUAGCCUUCAUUGAGCCCAGGCUGAAAUGCUUCACCCCCAGGAGCCUUGCAGGAGUCUUCUUCAGCCAGGUGGAGCUGAGGAAGUGCCAGAGCCCCGUGGUGCACACGUCUGUGGCCAAGGUGAAGACCAUCCUGGGCAGCACGGUGCUGCUGCGCUGCGGCACCACGGGCGUGCCCAUCCCCGAGCUCAGCUGGAGGAGAGCUGAUGGGGCUCAGCUGAAUGGCACAGUUCACCAAGAGAUUUCCAGUGAUGGGAUGAGCUGGUCUAUCCUGGGCCUGCCUGUAGUCUCUUACCUUGACUCUGGAGAGUACAUCUGUAAAGCAAAGAAUUUCCUGGGGGCAACAGAGGCCUUCAUCUCGCUCAUCAUCACAGACUCAGAAAGCACGGAUGACCCUAACUCUAGUGCCAAAGGCACGUGGAAUGGCAAGGCCAGCGGGAUGGAGGCAGCUGCCUACAAUGACAAACUGGUGGCCAGGUACGUUAUCACCACCUCCACCGUGCCCACGCUGGGGGCUGGGGCGGGCACCGGAGACAGCAUCCUCCUCCCGGACACGGCUCAGGACAGCAACCCCCAGAACCUGCUGGUGAGCCCCACCACGGGCCAGCAGGAGCCAGAGAGGAUGGUGAGGUCUGUCAGGGUCAUAGGGGACACGGACCAGAGCAUCACCCUGGCCUGGAAGGCGCCUAUGGCAAAGAACACCACGGUGUUCAGCGUCCUUUACGCCGUCUUUGGGGAGAGGGACAUGCGGCGGAUCAACGUGGAGCCAGGCAAGACCAAGGUCACUCUGUACGGGCUGCUGCCAAAGACCAAGUACAUCGUGUGCGUCUGUGUGAAAGGGCUGAUCCCCAGGAAGGAGCAGUGCAUCAUAUUUUCCACAGACGAAGUGGUCAGUGCAGGAGGGACGCAGAAGCUCAUCAAUGUGGUUGUCAUCAGCGUGGCCUGUGUCAUUGCUGUUCCUCUGACCCUGGUGGUCUGCUGCGGAGCCCUGAAACGGCGCUGCAAGAAAUGCUUUGUGCGCAAGCCCAAGGACGCGCAGGAAUCGUACGUCACCUUCGAGAGCCUGUCCCCUGGGGCCAAGGCCAAGGGCGUGGAGGGAGAGUACCUGACCAGGCACACCCCUGACGAGUCCAACAGGCUGCUCUCCGCCCGCUCCAGCGUGGACUCGGAAGCCAUACCAAAGAUAGAGGGACAGCCCAAUGAAUACUUCUGCUGACAGUACCUAGGCUGGCUGUCAGCUCGCCCAGGGGGA